AUGGACAUUCAGACUCAUCAAGCUCUAGCCACCUUGCGAAACAUGAGGGCAAAAUCGCGAUACCUAGCUACAAGACAGGGAGUCAUUGGAAUAACCGGCGUUGCGCAGCUUGUUCAAUGGAGGAACCAUUGCUUGCCAGAAUCCGGAGUGCGUGUAUGGAAUGUGGUCAACACGUCGCUAUACACGCAGCACUUCGUAUUUACUGAGGUAGCAGAGUAUGCCAUGCAGGGGGCUGAGGCUCAACGGUUGGGGGCAAGCGUCGUCUCUGGCCGGCGCAUCUUGUAUCUGGUUUUUCCCCUACGUGUACUUUGCUUGACUCUCAAGACGACGCUCUCACGUUGGGCUGCCCGCCAAAAAAUGUGGGAUGAUGGAUCUCAUCUAAGAAGUGACAAUGAGGACUGCCCAGAAGCAUCCUCCUAA
Trichoderma atroviride IMI 206040 is the source of this 420-nucleotide messenger RNA. The record is from RefSeq and is a predicted model, not a curated record. NCBI's taxonomy places the organism in Eukaryota, Fungi, Ascomycota, Sordariomycetes, Hypocreales, Hypocreaceae.